GAGUGUUUGACUGUCGACGUUUCACGCGCCCCAACUCAAUCUCUCCGCCUCGGAUCGAUUUCGUAUUCUAACUCGUCGCAUACGCUGUCUGUGGUUGCUCCUUCCAGCUGCAACAUUCACCAUGUCAUUAUUUCGCACCACAAUGCUCCCAAGGCAGCUCCUUGCGGCUCCCCGAUCCAUGUGUCUCCGCUACUCAUCCACUUCUACGCCUGAAAAUAUUGUUCUCCCCCGCUUGCAGUCCGACCUCAAGACGGCCAUGCGUGCAAAGAACAAGCCUGCUCUAAACACAAUCCGUGCCCUGCAAGCCGAAAUUAUAAACGCCUCAAAGACCGCCAAGCCAAUCACUACUGAUGGUGCCCUCUAUUCCCUCAUCCAGAAGCAAAUCAAGUCCUCUUCGGCCUCGAUUGAAGAGUUCCGGAAUGCGAAGAGGGAGGAUCUGGUAGAGAAGGAGCAGGCGCAGCUAGAUGUCUUGAACGGAUAUGCAAAAGAAAUUCCAACAGUAGAGGAGAGCGAGAUUGACGCGUUGGUGAAUAGCGCAGUCGAAGGAUUGGAGCAGGGCAAGAGGAAUGUUGGCGCCGUCAUGGGCAAAGUCAUGGCAGGCGUCAAAGGACGACCGUUUGACUUGGAGUAUAUCACAAAGAAAAUACAAGAAGCUGUUGGGGCCAAAUAGACGACAUGAUGCGCUGGGUGGGGGCUGGAUGAUUGUAGAACAAGUGUACAAAUUCUGUGUAGACUACCGACUCCUCUCCAAAAGAGGUAACGAAAGAUACGGCCAAAUUACGACACCAGAAAUGAUGCCUUGAAAAUUGCUUUUGCCUGGUUGAGCAGAUCCAUCAAUUCGGUGGACAUGUCGCUUUGCGGGGUAUCGUUACCACUCGCUCGUGGCCUCGGAACGUGGCAGCUUUGACAGCCCAACAUGGCAGAGUUCCAUGGAAAAUUCCAUCCAUGUCUGUUGGUUGUCCAUGCGUUCAGACACACGGGCUGGAGCAUUGUAGCACAGUUACAUCGUGGCUAAGGCAGCACCUAAGCG
Alternaria alternata is the source of this 1030-nucleotide messenger RNA. RefSeq names its product GatB/YqeY domain-containing protein. Gene Ontology annotation, cellular component: mitochondrion. Gene Ontology annotation, molecular function: carbon-nitrogen ligase activity, with glutamine as amido-N-donor. The transcript has a single exon. The record is from RefSeq and is a predicted model, not a curated record. NCBI's taxonomy places the organism in Eukaryota, Fungi, Ascomycota, Dothideomycetes, Pleosporales, Pleosporaceae. Bases 122 to 670 code for a protein of 182 amino acids.